UAAAUAGUCCCGGCCUCCCCUCACCACCGCCAAUGUCACAAGUCGCCGUCGCCUCCGCUGCGUCCUCUCACUCUCAACGCGACGCAAUCCGAUCGCAUCCGGCCCGAUAAUCGAUACCGAUCGAUCUGCUGCUCAUCGGCUAUAAUCGAAGAGGAGACGAAGACGACGACGAUGAUGAUGAUGGCGAUGGCGACCGCUGGUGGCUUGUUGAGGCGCGGAGCCGUUCGGGCGGCCUCGGCUCGGGCGCUUUGCGCGCAGCCGCCAGCGCCGGCAAAGGCCUCGCCAGCCGCACCCAAGGCACAGUUCCGUGUCCCCGGCUAUCGGCCCACGCCCAUGGACAGGAGGCUGCUGCUGUGGUCGGGGAGGUUCAAGAAGGAGGAUGAUAUCCCGGAGACGGUCACCGUGGAGAUGAUUGAGGCUGCCCGGAACAAGCUGCGAAUCCGCGCUUGCUACGUCAUGAUCGGGAUCACCGUUGUGGGCUGCCUCCUGAUGGUGAUCUCUGGCAAGAAGGCGGCUAAGAGAAACGAGUCUCUGAGUGGCUGGAACCUGGAUAAAAAGGCUCAGCUCAAGGAUGAGGCACAGAAGGAAAGCGCGGAGGCCAUGAAGGCGGCAUGAGGAGGAGGAGCGUAUGGGGGGGCGCACGCAGACAUGGAGAGAGAUGAGCCGGAGAUGACCCCGAGACUCACUCAGAGACGUGCUGGGAUACUCACUCGGAGACUCCACAAAGACUCGCACAGAGACCCAGAUUCACUCGGGGACUCGCUCAGACUUGGAGACCCACGGAUUCGAACAGAAACCGGUCUCCGAAUGAAUCUAAUCCCAAGAUCUCAGCAGUGCAGACUGGUGUCUUGGACACGGCCAUUAUGACCCCACAGUGGCUAGGAGAUGUUAACUACAUCGCCUGGUACGCAGGAGCUCUCGCGGGGUUCCAUCCCGGACCCCGACUGAUGGCCUCGCUGCUCUACAUUUGGAGUUUGCAUGGCUCUCUCUCGCCCCCCUCUGUGGCACGUGGACUUGCCACACCAAGCAGUGGAGCGAGCCUGCCGUCUGUCUCUCUCCGUGUCAGCCUUUCCUUCUAAGCCGUGGGGGUAGCUUGGAGGUGAGCUUUGCCUCACCCGGCCACAACAGUCAGCCCCCGGCUAUGACCCCUGGCCCCGACCCCCUUGCCUUGUAACCCCAACCCGUAACAUGGACCCCCAACUCUGAGCCCUGACUCUCUCAAACCCUGACCUCUAACCCCGAGCCCUGACCUCUAGCCAAGCACUCUGCAAGGGAGGGGCUGUGCGCGUUAUUUGGUCGUCGUCACUGCUGCUGCUACUGCAGCAUUGUAAUCUUUUGGGAUUCUAAAUGAUAAUUAUUAUAUAAUGUUACUAUAACGUUAUUAUUAUUAAACGGAAUUGUUUCCUUGCCA
This is a messenger RNA of Petromyzon marinus (sea lamprey), 1411 nucleotides long. RefSeq names its product protein FAM162B. Gene Ontology annotation, cellular component: mitochondrion. Lineage: Eukaryota; Metazoa; Chordata; Hyperoartia; Petromyzontiformes; Petromyzontidae. The record is from RefSeq and is a predicted model, not a curated record. Gene Ontology annotation, biological process: cellular response to hypoxia; positive regulation of release of cytochrome c from mitochondria; neuron apoptotic process.